Oxyura jamaicensis (ruddy duck) is the source of this 2024-nucleotide messenger RNA. It is a transcript of the gene FBXW4, whose product is annotated as F-box and WD repeat domain containing 4. Gene Ontology annotation, molecular function: protein binding. Bases 105 to 1346 code for a protein of 413 amino acids. Lineage: Eukaryota; Metazoa; Chordata; Aves; Anseriformes; Anatidae. Gene Ontology annotation, cellular component: SCF ubiquitin ligase complex. The record is from RefSeq and is a predicted model, not a curated record. Gene Ontology annotation, biological process: SCF-dependent proteasomal ubiquitin-dependent protein catabolic process. The transcript has 9 exons.
CUGCCCCAUGUGACUGGGGAGCGGCUGCCCCCGUCCAUGGCUUGGCCUCCCCCGGGCAGCAGCAGCUCCGGCUCCCGGGGAGGAGGGGCAGGAGCUGCUGCUCCAUGGGGAGGAAGGGCAGCCCCCGAUCCCCCCAGGCGGAGGGGGGAUCCCGGGCCGCCUCCCCCCCCUCCUCCCCCCCCCUUUCCCCGCUCUGGGCCUUACCCGAGGAGCUGCUGCUCCUCAUCUGCUCCUACCUGGACGUGCAGGCCUUGGGACGCCUGGGCCAGGUCUGCCGCCGCCUACGCUUCCUCAGCAGCCGCGAUCUCCUCUGGAGGCGCAUAGCCCGCGGCUGCCUCAACUCCGGCUUCACCCAGCUCGGCACCGACCUAGCGGCUGGCAUCCCAGUGAAGGAAAGGGUGAAGGUCUCUCGCAACUGGAGGCAUGGACGCUGCCGGAGGGAGACGGUCCUGAAAUGGAAACGAAAUUUGAUGCCCUGGAUGGAGUUGGAUGGCGAGUAUCUCUACCUGUCUCAAGCUGAGAACAUCCAGGCCUACCAACUCUGUCCAGAUGGUACAGGUUUGCAGCGUCACCCUCAAGCUAUCUUCUCUGGCCACCAGGAGGACGUAUGUCGCUUUGUACUUGUCAACUCCCACAUUGUCAGUGGAGGAGGAGAUGGAAAUAUUGUCCUUCACAAGAUCCAUGGCUCCUACAGUGUCAAGUUCUCUGCUCAUGAACAAGAGGUGAACUGUGUGGACUUCCAAGGUGGCCUCAUUGUCAGUGGCUCCCGGGACAGAACAGCAAAGGUUUGGUCCCUGUCCGCGGGCAGAGUUGGGCAGUGUCUACAUACAGUGCAGACAGAGGAUCGAGUGUGGUCCAUUGCUAUCAGCCCAUUAUUAAGCUCAUUUGUGACGGGGACAGCCUGCUGUGGACACACCUCGCCUCUGAGAAUCUGGGACUUUGAGAGCGGUCAGCUGUUGACCUGCUUAGGGACUGACUUUCACCGUGGAGCCGGAGUCCUUGAUGUCUUCUAUGAAACGCCCUCCCUUCUCCUUUCGUGUGGGUAUGACACCUACAUCCGCUACUGGGACAUACGGACCAGCACCAGGAAGUGUGUCCGGGAGUGGGAAGAGCCCCAUGACAGCGCCCUGUACUGCAUAAGGAGCGAUGGGAACCACAUGAUUGCCAGCGGCUCUUCCUACUACGGCGUGGUGCGCCUCUGGGAUAAGCGGCAGACUCGGUGCCUGCAGAGCUUUCACCUGUCUUCACCCACCAGCAGCCCAGUGUACUGCCUCCGUUUCAGUACCACCCAUCUGUACGCUGCCCUGGCAUCAGCCUUGCACGUCCUUGACUUCACGGCCCCGUGAAGAGCACUACAACUGCUUCUGGUUGCCCCGACUCAGCAGAGUUGACACUUGGCUCAGGGAAAAGCAGGGCAGGAAAGGUGAGAGUGGCCCCCAAGGCUUCUGAAGAGAUGCUUUACCUGCCAGAAAGCUAUGUUGAAGAGUGCACAAAGGGCCAGACAUUCUCAGCCUCACCUGCCUGUUAGUGGAAAUAAAGACUGACUGUCCUUUACCAUUUUUAUUUUGUGCCAGUCAGGGCUUAUAUUAUUAUCUGUUAUUUUUUUCCUCUUUUUUCUCUUUUUUUCUAUCCUUUUUUUUUUCUUUCCUUUUUUUUUUUUCUUUCCUGUGAAUAUGUUUGAGGGGCAGGUUGAGCCAGGAUGCCCUGUCAGCUUGUGUACUGGUCAGGCUGAGAUCAGCCACUCUCUGAGCCAUGUAAAGCAAGUCCAAGCUGUGUGUGGGGCGCACUGAAUUGGCGGAAGGGAAAGGUGCCUGGAGCAGGACCUCCUUUUCACCUGCGCUUGCUCUCCUGACAGCUGCUUGUGUUGUCCUUUGCAGCCAAGAGAAAGAAUUGAGCUAAUAAAAGUCAGAGCCAGCCCUGCUUUCAGUGUAUGCCUCCCCAAGCUGGCCGUCAGGUCAGACUGUGCACUUGGCAGGGCUGAAACAGUUGCAUUUUGAUAAAUAAAACUCUGAAGGGAAACAGAA